Messenger RNA from Mycotypha africana, 664 nucleotides. RefSeq lists its product as uncharacterized. The record is from RefSeq and is a predicted model, not a curated record. The transcript has 3 exons. Bases 76 to 519 code for a protein of 147 amino acids. NCBI's taxonomy places the organism in Eukaryota, Fungi, Mucoromycota, Mucoromycetes, Mucorales, Mycotyphaceae.
CGCAAAAAUGAACUCUUCUGCAUUACUGACUAUGCAAGAUUUUCGAACAUUAUCCUCCUCAAUUAGAGCUUUCUUAUGUCGAAAUCUACCUACAUCCCUUUCGCCAUAACCUCUGGCUUUUUCGCAGCGUCAUCUUCUGUCUUCGCAAAAUUAUUUUCUGAUGAACGUACAGUCUUAAUACAUACUUAUAUUUCAGAACUAUUCAAUAUUGUACCUGCAAAGACAUCGUUAUUAUUUAUGAGAAUAGUAUGCUUUAUUCUUAUUUUUGGAUGUAACUCAAUCAUGUGGACUACGUUCACAAAAGCUCUGAAUCUUGCGCCUUCCUCAGUACAAGUAUCGAUUGUGAACGGUGCUAUCAAUUUCAGUGCUUCGGCAAUUUUAGGUCAUCUGAUUUUUGAUGAACCGUUGGCAUUCAGAUGGUGGAUAGGAGCUGCUUUUAUUUUAACAGGAACAGUGAUAUUAUCUCAUGCUCAAACAACAAUCAAUGAGCAAACUACCACACGGCCAAAACAUGAAUAAGAAAAUGGAUCAUUAUACAGUAUGAUUGACAAAUAUCUGCUGAGUUCACAUAUAAAACUGUCGAAUUCAGUUAAACAGUUUUUUACAGAGAGGAUAUAUUAUAUACACCAUCUGUUGUACAUAGGUUGAAUGCGUGGAAUAAACU